CCCUAGAGCUGGGCACGCAGUAGGGGCUCAGGAGAUGCUGUGGAAUCAAUGACCAGAUGCUGAAUGAGUCCCUCAUGGAAAAAGCUGAUGCGUGGGGCCUCUCCUUGGCCCUGGAGCUAGAGGCAGCCAUGAGCUCCAGCCGCCCUGAGCCGGGUCCCUGGGCACCCCUGAGCCCCCGCCUUCAGCCCCUGUCCCAGAGCUCUUCCAGCCUGCUGGGUGAAGGCCGGGGACAGAGGCCAGAGCUCCGCAAGACUGCCAGCAGCACCGUGUGGCAGGCCCAGCUGGGCGAGGCCAGCACCAGACCCCAGGCCCCAGAGGAAGAGGGGAACCCACCGGAGAGCAUGGAGCCGGCACGGGCCUCUGGCCCCGAGGCGCGACCCAGUGCUGGAGGCCACUGGCGGAGCAGCACUGUGGGCAAUGUGUCCACCAUGGGCGGCAGUGACCUGUGUCACCUGCGGGCCCCCAGUGCUGCUGCUAUGCAGAGGAGCCACUCGGACCUGGUCCGUAGCACCCAGAUGCGGGCACACAGUGGUGCUCGGAAGGCCAGUCUCAGCUGCUCAGCCCUUGGCAGCAGCUCUGUCCACAGGGCUCAGCUGCAGCCGGGUGGUACUUCUGGCCAGGGUGGCCAGGCCUCUGCAGGCCUGGAAAGGGACCUGGCUUCUGAGAAUGGGACUUCUAACUCAGCCUGGAUGCUGGGGGUGAGUCAGUUGUCGGUGCCACCACUAGACCUGGGGGACACAACUGCCCACAGCAGCAGUACCCAGGCUGAGCCCAAAGCCGCUGAACAGCUGGCUACCACCACCCACCAUGCUCUGCCCCCAGCUGCUCUACUCUGUGGCAUGAGGGAGGUGGGGGCUGGUGGCUGCUGCCAUGCCCUACCUGCCACAGGGAUCCUGGCCUUUCCCAAACUAGUUGCGUCAGUGAGCGAGUCUGGGCUGCAGGCUCGGCAUGGGGUGAAGAUCCACUGUAGGUUGUCUGGGGGGCUCCCUGGGCACUCCCAUUGCUGUGCCCACCUUUGGGAUCCCACCGGGUUAGUCCCAGAGCCUGGCUCUAGGACCAAAGAUGUGUGGACCAUGACCUCAGCCAAUGACUUGGCCCCUGCAGAGGCAUCCCGGCUGUCAGCCCAGGAUGCUGGUGUGCAGGCGGCCCCAGUGGCGGCCUGCAAGGCUGUGGCCACUAGUCCAUCCCUGGAAGUGCCUGCGGCCCUGCAUGUGUUCCCAGAGGUAACUCUGGGGUCCAGCCUGGAGGAGGCGCCGUCCCCUGUGCGGGAUGUGCGAUGGGAUGCUGAGGGCAUGACAUGGGAGGUGUACGGAGCUGCGGUGGACCCGGAGGUGCUCGGUGUGGCCAUCCAGAAGCACCUGGAGAUGCAGUUUGAGCAGCUGCAGCGGUCGCCUGCCAGCGAGGACAGCCUGUCUGUGGAGGGCCGGAGGGGGCCACUGCGGGCUGUCAUGCAGUCCCUGCGGCGCCCCAGCUGCUGCGGCUGCUCCAGCGAGGCCCCUGAGUGAGGAGCUGUAGCCCUUGGAGCUGGCCUGGGCCCACUGACUUGGUCCUAGACCUGGGCCAGGGACGGUGGGGGCUCCGUGCCCCCUGGACCCACUGGCAGCUGGGCACAUUUCUCACCUGAAAAUCGGCUGCCUCCAGACCCCAGGACUGCAGCCUGGGGCUUCCUGCCCCACGCAGCUGGGCUGUUUUCUUAAGGGCUUGAUUUCCAAGGGCCACAUCUCUGCACCUUCUGGGCUCUGAAAUUUGAGACAGGGCUUUAGCACUGUGCAGAGGGGAGAUCCUGAGUUUUCUGUAAAAAAUGACCUUUUGUUCACUCCACCCUCAGAACUCUGCCAUGUUGCCUCGUCAGACUCUUGGUGGCUUUAUUUGACAGCAGUGCUGAGAAAUAGUGAAUUCUCGACAUGAAAUGUCAGGCCCCAAUGACAGGGACUGCCCGGGUCUUUAGGGAAGGGGACUGAUAUUAUCAGAGGCCUCCUGUGUGCCACAUACUGUGCUUGUCUUGUCUUCACCUCAUCAUCCUGGUUUACGGAUGAAAUGACAGACAUUUGGCAAGGCUGUAGCCAAUGUGCCCCACACUGGACAGCUUGAAGAGGUGGGACUGAGAUUCAAAGCCAGGGCUGGCUGAGCCUGGGGUGUUUCCCUGUAGCAUGUGUCCAGUCCAGUCAGUGCAGUCAUAUGUGAGGAGAAUUUACUGAGCCCAUACUCUGUGCUGGGUUCUGUGGAUUCUGUGGUGAAUGAGACAGAGGCUGUCCCUGCCCUGGCUGGGCUCAUGGUGUGGGUUGGGGAUGGCAGGGGAGGAUGCUGACCAUUACGGAGGGCUGCCAGGCUUCCAGGGUCAUUGUGUCAGAGGCUGGCCUGAGGAAGGGGAGAAUGGGUGGCCAUCUGCCCUAAAAUCAGUUGCAAAGCCUAAAAUUGCACUAUUUUCACCUCAUUCUGUCGGCUGAAGGAUUUCUCCCCAGCUGGUGCAGUUCGUGGAAGGAGGGAGGGCAGGAAUGGAGGGGGACAGGGAAGGAGCUUUGCCCUGGCCCUGGGGUAGGGGCUGUGAGGCUGUGGGGGUUUGCUUGCCCACACGACCUGACCUAGGCUAGGCGGUGGGGGCCAGGGGCCUUGGAGAGACAGAAACACGGGGGUUUGGCACAGUCUGACUUCAUUGCCCAAAGAUUUCUCAAGGCCUGUGAAGAAUGGGAGUGGGCUUGUGUUCUUGUCCUGGGUCUUUAUCUUGAAGAUCCUAAGCUCCUGGGACACAGCCCCCCAAUCCACCCUUGUGAGAGACCAGAGGGCUAAUGUGGGGUCAUGGCCCAUGACCUGGCCUGUUUCUGGAGCCUCUUCUGCACCUAGGAGCCCAGGACCCCCAAAGUGGCGGCUUACUUUUCCCCAUCCUCAAGGACCUGGUACUCAUUGAGGUGGAAGUGACUCAUGCAACAGUUGGUGAAUUUGUAAAGCAGGAGUGGCAUUUCAACAGGCCACAAGGACAAAGUGAGAAAGGUGUGCAUCAGGUCAGAUGCCUCCUGAAGCCCAACGAUGGACCAUUCUCACCCGUAAACAUGCCUUUCCCAUAUGCAUGGGUGCACCCCUUGGGAUUCUGGGGCUGUCAGUCCCUUUGUGUAUGGUGCCAGGGCAGGCAGCUCACGUUCUGGGGAGUGACACAUGGGUAUAUGCCAUCUUCAUGCCUGGCUCCCCAUGGAGUCUCCAGGAACCCCAGCCUGUUGGGGCCACAUGAGAGAGAACAAAUGGCUGUGGGUACAUGGGGAGGGACCUUUCACACAGGGCCACAGCUAAGUAGGGUCUUGAGGACGCAGGGGUUAGACAGGUGGGUGGAGAGAGGGCAGGACCUGCCUGGCAGAUGGAACAGCCUGGUCAGAUACUUGGAUUUGCCUGUCCUGCCCGGGCCAUGAUGAGUUUCUGCAGUGGCAGCUCAUUUGGGGUGUUUGUUGGGUUGGGAGGUGACCAGGGGUCCCCAUUGUGAAGAUCCUGAUGUAAAUGAGGAAAGGAACUUUAGGGGAACUGUGGAAGGGGUUCUGGGGUGGGACCAGAUUUCAGUUUAGAAAUGUCCAUUUGGCUUCCAGUGGAGAUGUGCCGGGUGACACCAAGGAGGGGCUUGUUUAGGGGCAAUGGAGUGGGCAGCUGGGGGCUGGGUUCAUACAUGUGUACCCACACGCAUACACAGGCGCACGUGUGCAGUGGAUUUGGGGAGGAGGCAUUUCAGGAUGCUGAGGUUUCCAGUUUGAGCAAGAGGAGGGUGAGGCCACUACCUGGGACAAGGUGAAUGGCAUGUUCAGCAGGUGCAGAAAGGGCCACAUGUCACAGGGUUUGGCUGGGACCAGUGAAACCUACUUCAUGAAGAGACUUUCUUCUCUGUCACAUGCAGAUUCUCAUGUAUUCACGCUGGCUGGUUGCCACUCUGUGCUGCCUCCAUGCUGCCCUGGCUUGCCAGGAUGGCAGGCCGGGCUGGGCUCAGCCAAGGUCCCACUCACCUCAUCGUCACUGAGAUGAAUAUUUGCAGAGCGGUGCUGGAAUCCAACACCUGUGUCUUGGUUGGGGUCCCAGGCCACUCUCCUGGCUAAACCACGAUCCUUGUCUCCCUAGUCUGGUUGCACAGCUGCUGCUGACAGGUCUACCUGAAGUGACUGCAGCCUCAUUUCUGAUUGGAACUGGAGACCCCUCCCAACCCCCCUUGCUGUGCCCUCUCCUGGGACAGGCCUGAUGCCUGCAGUGGUUUAGGGCCCCAGGGCAUGGCCGGUGGUUUAGUUUACAGAUCUCCUCCCCUUGGACUCUAGAUUUCUGGCCAGACUUUCUGGGUCCCUUUCAGGCUCUGCUCUGGGAGGUGUUGGAGUUCACUGUUGAUGUGUUUGUUUGGCUUUGAAUUCAAAACAGAUACAAAUUUGAAGGUCAGAGCUUUGCCAGACCCCGGCAGGGAUGGGGCAUCGGUCCUGGCUGGUCUUGUUUAUUUUGUCCUGGUAAAUUCUGUUCUUUGGGGCAUAAACCCUAGAGUCCUAGAGCCCCUUGCCUCAGCAGGAAUCCCCCCUCUGUCUGCUCCAGGGGCUCCCUGCUUCUGCCGACCUGCUCUCUUUCCGUGGCAUUCAGGACCCCCGACAGCUGAAGCCUCUCUUCAUGGAGCUUGUCCCCUCUCGACCUGCCUGUCUUGUGUCCAGGACACAAGACUUGCAUCCCUUGUCUGGCCCCAGGCUGCCAUCACUGUCACAAGAAAGUGGUAGAGUAGAGCUGGUCUGAGGUCACAGUGCUGGCGGUGGUGGAAAAGCAGGGAUGGGCUGUUCCACUGUGAUCUUACCUCCUGUGUCACCUGGAUUGGGUCUCUGUCCCCCUAGACAUGCUAGAUCCUAACUUUACAAGGGCUGAAGGGGUCUUCUACAUGCAAGUCCCCACACUUUGGGCUGGGGUUGGCCACCGUAGCUUAGUGGGCUAAAGCUGGAGUUUAAAUCUGGAUGUGUAGGAUCCACACCUAUAGCCAUGUGAUCUUGGGCAAGUUACAAGCCUUGAUGGUCUUCCUCAUCUGUAAGAUGGGGAUGACAAUGGUGCCUCCUUUACAUGCAUGGUGUGGAGAUUAAAUAGAGUAACCCAGGUAGUGCCUGGCACUGAGUUAGUGCUCAGCACACAGGCUGGUAGUGUUGGGCACCCCUCUCAUAGCCACAUUCAGGGGCCACCUCUUACCCUGCCAGCUUGGCUGUGAUCACAGCCCACAUCCCACUUCCUUAAAAGUCCCUUGUUCAGAGCCUCUUUCCAGUUUCCUCACCCACAGCUUUGCACCCUGCCUGGGACUUGGCCCUCUGGCUGGGGCCUCUGAAAAUGUAGUUCCCAGAGUGCAUUGAGGAGGGCUACCCUAGCCCUCACCACUCAUCUUGGGCUGGGUUCCCCAGAAGCUUCUGCUGAGAUGAGGAUGCCGGAGUUAUUAGGGAGGGGAGAGCAAGUUAAGGGAGGGACAGAAGGCAAGGCAGGGUGUGAUUUCAGUCCAAGCCAGACCCUAAAGGGGAGCCCUGGGUGCAGUCCCACCUCAGAGUAAGGACUACCCAGGGGUGAAGAUGUAGCCUCCAGGCACUUCUGCUCUCUGGCACGCAGGCUAGGAAGCUCUAGGAGCCCCAGGGUAGGUCUCUGCCUGGAGUUGUAGGGCCUAUUUUGGGGGAAGUUGUGCACAGAAACCACCAGAGGGAGUCACAGGCAUCUGGGGGUGCACCCAUUGACAUUUGCAUCAUGUCGUGCCGAGCCUGUGGCCCAUGAAUGCCCAGCCCUUUUCUCCAUGCAUCGCUCUGUCUCAGUUUUGUUCACACCAAGCAGCCUUGGUUAAUUAAAUGCAGAGCUUGGCACUUGCCCAUGUUAAAUUCCUUCUCCUUUUUCAUUCUGGCUGGCCUGGUUUUGCCAUCUGAAGCUAUGACUAGUCCUUUAUCAGUUUUCAUCCAGCUUGUCAGGCAGGGCAGGGCUGGUAUGAAGCCCAGGACAUAUCGCUGGGACAUCCCUUAGGUCUGUGAGAUUCCCGGGUCCCUCCAAAUCCACACGGUCAUCAUGGGCAAAUUAGUUUAAGUCUGAUCUGUUAAGAUCCAGAUCUCUCAUACCAAUAGCACACACCCCUUUUUCCCAUGGCCAUGGAAGGAGGGUAGCAUAGCCUGACUCGAGUCCUUAUUCUCAGCAGAACUGGUUCUGUGGUGGCCACUUCCCUUUCUCAACUUUUACCUAAUUCUGUUUAAUAGGUUGGUCUGCAAGUCUGAGAGCAACAGCAAGCUUAGAAGUGUGGACUCGGCCUGGUACAGUGGCUCAUGCCUGUAAUCCCAGCACUUUGGGAGGCUGAGGUGGGCUGACUUCUUGAGCUCAGGAGUUCAAAACCAGGUUGGGCAACAUGGCAAAAUCCUGUCUCUACAAAAAAUACAAAAAUUAGCUGGGCAUGGUGGUGUGCAUCUGUAGCCUCAGCUACUCAGGGGGUUGAGGUGGGAAGAUGGCUUGAGCCCAGGAGGCGGAGGUUGCAGUGAGCCGAGAUAGUGCCACUGUGCUCCAGCCUGGAUGACAGAGCCAGACCCUGUUUCAAAAAAAGAAAAAUACAAGAAAGAAGUAUAGACUCUACCUUCUCGCCCUUGUGGAGAUUGGGAACUGCCUGCCCUUGGCCUCUUUCCUGUCCAUCUUGUAUUAUGAAAGGCUGUUUCUGGCACACCUGGGCUCCUCUGUGCGCUUUCUGGGAAGUGACUGAGGGUCAGGGGAAUGGAGCCCCUCUGCAGCCGGCCUCUGGUACCUUCCCUAUUGAACCCCUCUUUAAGUUUGCUCACUCUUUUUGAUGGGUGUCUUUCCAAAGCUGGCUGGGGACCUCCUUGAUUGAGAGACAUGGGGCUAGUUCUGUUGCUGUGGCUACACGGAAAUAAUAAAGCAGAAAAACACCUGAGGAAAGUUGAUGUUUACUAAAAAAAAGCAAGUGAAACCAAAGUGACGUGGGCCCAUAGGAUUGGGGAUGGGUGGUGGGCUCUGACUCCCUUGUCCCAAGAGUUGGGUGAAUGCCACCUUUGCUCACUUGUAUGGUCACUCUCCAGGACUCCUGCCUGGCUUCUCCCACUCCAAGCCUGAGAUAGCUCAGCAAGGAGGCAGGUCUGGCCCCAAAAUACGAGCUCCCCAAGUGGAUAUCCUAAAAUUCAUCUUUCAUGGCCCUACUUUAUUGGGAGGGAAUGUGAAAAUUGUGGGAAUAUGGCUAUUGACAUCUGGGGCUCAGGGCAGGGGAGUGUGUCUAGUUUUAAGGUGUACGCUUUUAACCAUGCACUCCUUGCCCAGUCUGUCCUGCCUGGAGCUUUUCAUUUCCCUGCAGCUUUCCUGAGAAAAGACAGAGUGUGCUUUCUCUGCAUCCUGUGAACAUGGCCCCAGGACUGCAGCGCCUCUGUGUGUACACAGCCAAGGACAAGUCGGGGGACCUCUGCUGCUCCUGCACCCGCUGCCCUGGGUGCUCUGUCUUCCCCAUCCCCCAUUUCUCUUUAAUCUGUUCUUUCGUGGUUUCAUGUUCUCUUUGUUCCAGGUUAUUUAGAACCUGUCUGCCUCCCCACUGUCCAUUGUACUUGAUCCUGCCUCCUCCCGCUUUGUGCCAAGGAUUUACUUGCCUUCGCCUUCUGGCUCCAUACAGUAGUCUCUCUUCUUGCGGUCUGGGCCAUUCCCGCCACCAGGCCCCCAGCUGUGGCUGUGUCUGGGUCUUGGCAUUUCUGAUUUACAUGGGUCUAGGCCCUUUCUCUCCACCUGUCCUUCCCCUCUUUGGACACAAGCCAAAACAUCUGAGCAUCUCCUUACAGAGGGAGGUCUCCCUGGGGUUGCUGUGCCAAGUUUCCAUUGCUUUUGCCCAGAAUGAGAAAUCAGUCGUCAGUGGCCCUGCUGGGUGAAUGGAAGGACUUUGGUCAGGGUGGAAGGGCACGCCAUCAGUCCUAAUUUGGUGGCCCUUGUUGGGGGCUGGCUGGCUAGGCUGCUAGAGAGGUACAUCAGGUGGGUGGCACCCAUCUGCUGGUGUUAGGCAGGCCAUCUCCUCAUCCAUGUUUUCAGAAUCUUCUUGCAUGGCUUGUAAUUGGGUUGGGGUGUGGCCUGAACCCCUGUGGGGACACACUCACUGUCCCACCUGUGUGCUUCUCUCCUGUCAGGAUCUGGAUUUGGGUCUAAGAGCCAAGGCUAGGGACUGGAGGAGGAGAUUUCUGUCUUUGACCCCUCCAUAUUAGUCCGUUUUCAUGCUGCUAUAAAGAACUGCCCGAGACUGGGUAAUUUAUAAAGGAAAGAGGUUUAAUUGUCUCACAGUUCCACAUGGCCGGGGAAGCCUCAGGAAACUUACAAUCAUGGCAGACAGCGAAGGAGAAGCAAGGCACCUUCUUCACAGGGCAGCAGGAAGGAGAAUGAAUGCCCGAGGAACUAUCAAACACUUAUAAAACCAUCAGAUCUCGUGAGAACUUACUAUCACAAGAACAGCAUGAGGGAACCGCCCCCAUGAUUCCAUCACCUCCACCUGAUCUCUCCCUUGACACAUGGGGAUUAUAGGGAUUAUAAUUCAAGAUGAGAUUUUGGGUGGGGACACAGCCAAAGCAAAUCACCCUCCCAGGCCUGAGCAAAGCCCAAGCAGGGAGCCUCUGUUGGGGCUGGAACCCUGGGAGGGGUAGAAUUCUCCCCUCCACUCAGAUUUGUUCCCUGUUGCUGCCCACCUGGCCCCUCCCCUGCAGCCUUCUGCCUGGUCUUCUCUCUGUUCACUUCUCAUUUUUAGCCGUCAGCAGACUGGGAGAUGGUGGCCAAGGGUGUCAUUUUGUACACAAGCUUUGUGGCUUUUGUAAGCCCAGCCUGCAACUCUUGAGGAAAACUCUUUGGUUUGAUUUUUUUUCUCUUCAGAGUUGGGAGGAUUCAGAGAGAGGGGCAAGGGCUUCUUGUGAAGAUUUCAAUUCUUGAAGGGGUGGAAGCCUCCUGGGCUGGGGGAAGGGGUGGGGCAGGAACCAACAGGGGUGUGGACACAGGGGGCUGGCACCUGGGAUACUGUAGGACAGUUGGGCAGGAAGUCGGAUGCUGCUUUACUGAGAUUUUUGAUAUUUUAUCAUUUUCUCAUUAGUUUUUAUUUUAAAACACUGCGUUAAAGUAAUUAAAAUAUUAUUUAUCUUGGCUACCGAA
Messenger RNA from Symphalangus syndactylus (siamang), 9111 nucleotides. RefSeq names its product G protein-regulated inducer of neurite outgrowth 2. The record is from RefSeq and is a predicted model, not a curated record. Gene Ontology annotation, cellular component: plasma membrane. NCBI's taxonomy places the organism in Eukaryota, Metazoa, Chordata, Mammalia, Primates, Hylobatidae. Gene Ontology annotation, biological process: neuron projection development.